Schistosoma haematobium is the source of this 2264-nucleotide messenger RNA. Its product is annotated as Ankyrin-3. The transcript has 10 exons. The record is from RefSeq and is a predicted model, not a curated record. Bases 177 to 1415 code for a protein of 412 amino acids. Lineage: Eukaryota; Metazoa; Platyhelminthes; Trematoda; Strigeidida; Schistosomatidae. Gene Ontology annotation, molecular function: protein binding.
GUUGAAGUAAAAUCUGGCGAGAUUUCAAGUAGUUCCGUUACUGUCCUAUAAUUACAAUCUGCUAAUGAGAUUGAUUGGUUGCAACACUUGGGAUAUUUGACAUAAGAAGGUUGUACCUACAAACCAAACAUAAACUUGCAAACUGCUUGGGGUUAUCCUGUCCUCAAUACAAAUUUAUGGAGAUGGUUGAACAGUCUCCACUUAUAUCUAGUUUAAUGUCAACUCCCAUGAGUUCAAGUCUUGGAUGUGCACGCUUAGAGCUACGAAAUACACAAUGCACACCUGUAGCAGUAUCCGAUGGCAUGAAACUUCUGCGGUAUGCUGUUUCUAUUGGAGAUUCCGAUAGAGUUUAUAAACUAUUGAGAUUUUCACAUAUAUCACCAAUUGACCAUGGUACUGAUAUGCCUGUUAUCUGUAAGGCAGCUGUGAAAGGUUACACGGAUAUUGUUGGUCUCCUUAUCAGACAUGGUGCAUCAGCAAAUGCAAGGUCAACUGAUGGUUCUACACCCUUAAUUUAUGCUGCUGAUGGUGGUCAUCUCACUGUUUUAUCACUGCUGUUAGAUGCAGGAGCGUUAGUCAACACUAUUAAUUGCCAUGGUGAAUGUGCUCUUACCCGUGCUACCCGUCGUGGAUGGGUUCAUUGUGCACGAUUUCUCUUAAGCCAUGGAGCUAAUCCGAAUCCGAUGCCAUCUGAUGGGCAUACUUUUGUGGUAUCACCACUACAUUUAGCUCGCCAAAUGCAUCAAACAGUUAUAGAACAAGAUAUUUUAAAAAGAACAGUUGAGAUUGACAAAGCUGUUGCUGAAAUAGUAGCAACGACUCUACCAAAUCAUUUGACUUUGAUAGAACCAGGACAUUUACCAGAGACAAUGUCUUUGAGUUUGUUUCCUGUUCAAAUCUUCUCUUCAGAAGAGCUUAGUCGUUUUGUUUUGUACUUUAAAACACCUCCUGGGUAUGGCUCACGCAGUGUACAAAUGGGAAAUAAAGAAUCUUCCAGUGGAUCGACACCGUCUGACGAGCUGAUAUUCGUAUAUGUGAUUCGAGCGCAGUUAUCAGACAAUCAUGUCUCUUGCUGGCUCACUGGACCUCCCAUGGAAUCAUUAUCAUUGAGCUUUAAUGGAACGAAAAAACACUGUACUGUGAUUCCCUUGUCUUCUGAGUAUUCUGGUAUUUGCGUAUAUUCAGUAUCUACAGUAAUUAGGAGUGGUGGACUCAAUACUCUCUGCCUAGAGCUACGUACCCAAGACCAAUCAAUUGGUGAAACAGCUCAAAGUGCAUCAUAUGAUUCAGUUGUUCUUGUUGGAGCUUACCGUAUUCGUCUGGAUGUAACCUCUUUAAUAAUGGCCUCAGUGAAUCCAGUUUCCUCAACAGGAACCACUAAAGCAAGCGUGUACAUCCCCAGAUCAGCCAUAUGAUAUUAUUAACUAUGAAAAAUAUGGAUGUUUUUUAACCACUUUUCGGUUCCAUUCUAUUAAACAGAUUAUAAAGUUUUUAAAAUGUACUUGACAGAAAAUAUAACAAGAUAUAAACGACAGUUAUUAUACACAAAUUAUUUUUACAAAAUUCUCAUAUUUACAUGAACGAUAUUCAUAUUGAAUUCAGAAAGAAAAUACUGUACUAAACCGACUGAUAAUCAUGCAAUUUUUACAAACAAGUUAGGUGGUUAUAAUUUCUAGACCAUGAGAUCAUUAUUUGUGAUGUGAUGCAGUAGGUUCUCGAGAAGAAGAGGCUUGUUGUUGUGGAUUUGUCUUAUUCUGACGUUGUCGAACACACAUAACCAGCUGCUCAGCUGUUACAGGAUACAUGAUACUUUCAAUAAUGGCUAGCAUAAAAUAUAAAACAUGGUUACUGUUUAUUAACAUUCUUAAAUAGCCCCAUGCAGUUGUCAAAAGAAUUAUUACCUUUUUAUUGUGUAGCUAUUAGAUGACUGAACUAGACAGCCACCUAUUCUUCGAUAUGAUGCUUAGUCUUACUGUUCGGAGUACGUAUAAUUUAAUUGUGGAGAGCCCGUAAAACUUAGUAUUACCAAGGUACAGUCGUUUGCGUAGAUAUUGGUUUCACUGUCAUCAUUCGUGUAAAAGAAAGUUACGAUUUCUCAGAAACUAACAAUUAGUACUAUAGUGGUCACAUUAGCUGUGAGUACGGCUAAAAAUUCAAGUACAUAUUCAUCUUUGUGUUUCUCAAGUAUUUUUCAUAACUGUUGAAGUGAUUUUGUUGAUCAUUUCUCUUAUUUCGAAAGUCCCGGUGGGUGACAAAAUCACUUU